Messenger RNA from Lolium rigidum, 935 nucleotides. RefSeq names its product probable inactive shikimate kinase like 2, chloroplastic. NCBI's taxonomy places the organism in Eukaryota, Viridiplantae, Streptophyta, Magnoliopsida, Poales, Poaceae. The coding region runs from base 343 to 579 and encodes 78 amino acids. The record is from RefSeq and is a predicted model, not a curated record. The transcript is spliced from 2 exons.
UCUCUCUCCCACAGGCUCUCACACACACAAAGGGAUCCUAGAUCUCUCCGGCCAUCGGGAUGGCUUCUGAUCCGCCUGCUUCGCUCCCAUCCUCCGCCCUCUCCCCGGCCGCCGACCAACAGCAUGAUCUAGUUGGUGCUCCUCGUCGCUUCCCUCGCCCUCGCCCCCGCGUCUCCUUGCUCCUCCCCGCCUUCUAGAAACUUCAUGGCAAAGGGGCGGCGGCCAUGGAGUUGGUAGUGCUCGGGGUAUGAUGCGAGGCCGAAUCACAGGUGUUGUGCGCUCCCGAGGCGAGGGGCGGCGCAGCGGACACCCACCUCCGCCGUGCGUUGCAGGCCCGUCUCCAUGGACACCGCCGGGAAGGGCCUCGCACCCACCGCACGCCGUCGGGCCCCUGUAUCCCAUGAUCAAGCCUCUGCAAAUGAGGAAGAGCCCGCAGAAGUGUUAGCAGUGGGACUACUGGCGUAUGCGAAAGCAGAUGUGGUGGUGAAGCUGGGUGGAUGGGACUCCGACUACACGCGAGCUGUUGCGCAGGACUGCCUCAUUGCCAUGAAGCAGGUACAUUUGGUAGACAUGAAGUAGGUAACAUUUGGUAGACAAGAAGCUAGCAGGUAUAUACAUCAUAUCAUCAGACAGCUAAUAUUAGAAAAUUUUGAUGAGAAGUAGACAAAUUUCAGUCUACUGUACUUUCGAUCUUGUUUUUACAUACAGAAUGAUGGCAAAUGGAAGCGGUGGAUGUAUUUUUUUUGCUUUUUCUACAUCCUGGAAUCUUGACCUGUAGGUUUCCGCUGAUUUGGAUGUAACAAUAGUAGGUUUUCCAUAGAUCUAGAUGUAGUUUCUAUCUUUUUUGUACAUCAACUGCUAUUAAUUUAUUUUUUACAUGCUCAGCUGGAAUCAUGAACGCUAAUAUUAUUUUCGGGAAUGUAACUUUGUGUAGU